This is a messenger RNA of Strongylus vulgaris, 261 nucleotides long. NCBI's taxonomy places the organism in Eukaryota, Metazoa, Nematoda, Chromadorea, Rhabditida, Strongylidae. The record is from the annotation of a GenBank genome assembly.
AUGCUUUGUUACGUUAAGGAAUACGACAUGGUGCGACUUACAGUUGAGCUGAUUGACAACGCUCCACAGUUUAUCAAUACAGUCCGAGAGCGAGAAUUGAAUUUACGUGGAUACAAAAUCCCCGUGAUAGAAAACAUGGGUGUUACAAGGGAUCAGUUUGACGUGAUUGACCUGACCGAUAAUGACGUCAAGAGACUGGACAAUCUUCCACUUUUGAAACGAUUACAUACUCUCUAUCUACACAACAACAGAGUACAGUAA